Molecule: messenger RNA, 32695 nt
Organism: Lymnaea stagnalis (great pond snail)
Lineage: Eukaryota; Metazoa; Mollusca; Gastropoda; Lymnaeidae
Source: the annotation of a GenBank genome assembly
AUUGCAAACGUGAGACUACACCAGGCUCACAUACAACAACUUACCUGACUCCCUUGCAGGUAACUUAAACUCGACAACGUUCAGUAUGUACAUUGUGUGUAUAUGUUUAUUAUGUACGCUAAAUAUACAUAUAUAUAUAUAACGUACUGCAAGCCAUGACACUAUUUAAAAUAACAUUUUAAAAAAUAUUUAAUUGUUUAACAUAAAUUAUAAUCCCGACAAUUAAGCAAGUGUGUUUAUUAAUAUACUUAAACUGUCGUAUUUUAAGUCAGUACAUGUGUUAACAAAUGUAAUUUCACUCUCGUUUCGUAGGCCCGUACGUAUGUUUAUUAAUGUACUUAAACUCUCGUAUCUUGAGCAAGUACGUGAAUUAAUAAAUGCACUUACAAUCUCGUUUCUUAGACAUGUACGUGUGUUUAUUAAUAAACUUACAUUUUUUUUAGGCACUUCUGUGUGUUUAUAAAUGUACUUACUCUCUCGAAUCUUAAGCAAGUACGUGUGUUUAUAAUGUACGUACACUCUUGUUUCCUUGAAAUGUACGUGAGUUUAUUAACUUACACUCUCGUAUUGUAAGCAUGUACGUGUGUUUAAUAAUAUUUUUAUUCUCUCGUUUCUUAAGCAAGUACGUGUGUUAAUUAAUUUAAUUACAAUAUCGUUUUAGGCACGUAUGUGUGUUUAUUAAUACACUUACACUAUCAAUUUUUAGGCAUGUAAAUGUAUUUAUACAUGUAAUUACACUCUCUUUUCUUAAGCAAGUACGUGUGUUUAUUAAUGGAUUUACUUUCGCUUAUCUUAGUGUCCACGUGUGCUUGUCGCUGUCGUUACAUUCCUAUAUCUUAGCACAUACCUAUGUCUGUCACUGUCGUUAUAUUACCAUAUGUUAGUACAUACCUAUGUAUGUCACUGUCGUUGCAUUUCCAUAUCUUAGCACGUACCUAUGUGUGUCGCUGUCUUUACAUUCCCAUAUCUUAGCACGUACCUAUGUAUGUCACUGUCUUUACAUUCCCAUAUCUUAUCACGUACCUAUGUAUGUCGCUGUCUUUACAUUCCCAUAUCUUAGCACGUACCUAUGUAUGUCGCUGUCCUUACAUUCCCAUAUCUUAGCACGUACCUAUGUUUGUCACUGUCGUUACAUUCCCAUAUCUUAGCACGUACCUAUGUAUGUUGCUGUCUUUACAUUCCCAUAUUGUCACGUCUAUCUUCACUUACAGUGCACACAGAUCACACAAUGCUAAUUACUAACUAUAUAUCUAUCAACAACUGAGGCGUUGUAGAGUUCAGUGAAAGAUAGUGAUUAUCAGUUAUUAUUAAUACACACUCACGAAUAAGCAAUUAUAAUCACAAAUAGUGAAUACUUAUCACAAUCAUAACCUAGUCCUUAUCUUAUCAACUAAUUAAAAUAUUGUGGAGAGUUCGGACCGCGCCUGACGUAAUCUGUCUGACCACCCAAGCUUGUGACCACGCACGAGCGCCGGACCACGACGGCGCCUGACGUAAUCCGUCUGACCGAAGGAUCAAGCUUGUGGAGCACGACGGACCCAAGGAUCAAACGCCUGACCAAUUACGGCCGUCUGACACCCAGACACGACCAUCCAUCUGACCAGGGCAUUUACCUGGGACGUCUAGACCGACCGAGAAAAGGGGCGGGGCAAGUACAGACCCAGGGACCUAUAAAUAGGGACGAGGGGGAGCACGGCCGGAUGGUUAGAAAAGGGAAAGCGGCCGGACUGAGAACUAGAUAGCAGGGAGAAGUCAGAGCUGUGAGAUGAAUGAAAGUGUAAGCAAGUGACAGAGCCAAUAAAGAACACGAGUUUACUCAUCAAAUGUAUCACCGGAGUUGUUUCCUUAUUGAGUACCAGAUCUAGAUGAAGUUUGUCAGAGAGUAAGCAAGGUCCCUUACAAUGGUGGCAGCGGUGGGAUAUUAACCUUGCAACGACUCUGAAGAGACAAAAUUCUUGGAUAGCCGGACUGAGAUGAGAAGUGCAAGGUGUGGAAAAUCUAUGGCAAGCACAAUGACUUCUCAGUAUUUAAACAACAUCCCAACGUACAGUGGAACCUCUACAUGGCACACCUUUAUCGUGCAUUUUGAAACAGCUGCAAAAAUCUUCAAGUGGAGUGAGGAAGAGAAACUCCUUUAUUUGGGGUUUGUUUUGAAGGAUUCGGCGGCUGAAUUCGCUUACAGUGAAUUAAGUGAAGAAGAGCGAGAGACGUACGAGAAACUUAAAGAGGCCCUCGCCAAUCGGUUCCAGGAUCAUAGGACACCAGCUUUCUUCCAGAAUCUGUUGGAAAAACGUACGUUCCUAAGAACAGAAACCAGUGCUGAGUACGCUACCGACAUCAAGAAACUGGUGGCGAAAAGUUUUCCACCGGCAGACCAGGCCACACGAGAUGCCAUUGGUUUUAGGCAGUUUUUACGUGGGCUACAGGAUCCUUCAAUGAUCACACAUGUUGGCACUAUGGCCGUUCCUCCCACCGUGGACAAGGCGAGAGCUGCCUUGGAUACAAUCUUAAAUCUGAGGGACAGCGUUUGUUUACCAACACAGCAAGUAGCAUCAAUGGCUACCGACAAUUUGGCCAGAGAGGUUAGCAGCCUGAGAGAGGACCUUAGGAAAUUCAUGGCCUCACAGCGAGGGGCAGUUACUCAUUCGGCACGUGAAGGUAAUCGGAGGGCGGAACUCAGAUGCUUUGGGUGUGACCAAAUCGGUCAUAUUUCACGGAAUUGCCCAAAACAAGAGACCAUUAGGACGAAAUCUUCGUCGUUAAAACUAAAUCACAUCUCAUCGAAGUCAAAUGUUCACAACCUUCGUCCUAAUUUUGUGUUUGUGCCUGUGAAAGUGUGCGGCGUUAGGACAGAUUUCCUCAUGGACACUGGAGCGGCCGUGACAAUUUUGUCCAAGAGAGCUUUUAAUAGAAUGCAGCAGAGACCGAAGUUGAAUACCCACCUCGUCCCAUUACAUCUACAGUCAGCCAGUGGUACGUCUAUAAAACUCCAUGGAGUCUGCGACCUAGACUUGCUUAUUGGAGAGAAGAUUUAUCCAUGGACGGUGCAUAUCGCAGACAUAACCGACGAUGGUUAUCUAGGAUUCGAUUUCCUAUGUCACUAUGACUUUUCAUUUUCAAUCAAAAGGGGUCUCAACCUACAUAGAGACAAGGUGCCAGUAAUAACAAAAUGUGUAAAUUCAGUGACUCAACAGGACCAGUCUUAUUCGUUGGUAGAAAACGGUGAGCUCAAUGAGGAAGAGGACAUCAUUCCAUUAUCCACCACUAGUAACCAGUUGCCAGCAGCAGCUGUUGUGAAAAUCAACAUGGUGACGACUCGCAGAAAAACGUAUCCUCCCGUGAACCCACCUAAGCCCUCGCCCGGAGGAGCAACCACAAGUGAUACUGGUCGAGCAAACUGCCCUGUGGACACGCCCCUCGUACCAAGCCAACCUAUCCAAUUACCUUGCCCUGAGUCGACAUCAAACAGAAAUGAUCGGAAUGCUGACCAAGAGCCGGUUGCAGUGUUAUGUGCAGACAAUAGUGACUAUAAAUUCUGUGAAGGGUUAGACAUAUCCAAGGAAGAUCUGAGAAGAUUACAACAGGAAGAUAAUGACUUGAGUCAUGUUUUUAAGUGGGUCAAGGACAAAACAAAACCAAAAAGAGAGGAAAUUAGUGGAGAAUCGCCGGCUGUUAGGAACCUUUGGUUAAACCUUGAUUUACUUAUUGUUGUGGAUGGAGUUUUAUGUAAACGAUGGUUUCAUCCGGGUCGGAAGGAUGAAAUAUUGAAAAUUAUGUUGCCUAGAUCUCUUGUGAGCACAGUGUUAAAAAAAAUGCACUCGUCAGUUUAUGCUGGCCAUCUCGGCAUAAAUAAGGUAUUGGAUAAUGUCAGGACAUACUACAGUUGGUACAGAAUGAAAAGGGAUGUUCAAACGUUCAUCACCAACUGUGCCACAUGUCAGCACAUCAAACGCCCCCAAGCCAACAGUUCAGCCAGGAAACAUCUUAAGACAGCCCAGCGUCAGAAAAGGGACCACGAUACUCGGGCAGUACAACAUAGCUUCAACGUGGGGGACGUGGUUCUCUAUUUGGACUUAACCAAACAGGUGGGUGGAAAUCCAAAAUUGAACCCAAAUAAAUGGCGCGGACCAUCAGUUGUCAGUCGAAAAUUUAGUGAUGUGUUAUUUGAAAUUCGAGGAGAGGGAAAGACGAGGGCAAGAAUAAUUCAUCACGACCGAUUGAAACCCUAUUAUGACAAUAAUCCCCCCCGACUGGAUUUUAAAGUUACAAACAAUUUGCCUGAGAGACAACUUGAUGGGAGCUACUCCGGAGCUUCCACGCGUUCUGCAAGAAGCUUAGAGUGAAGACAUUUUGGACACCUAGAUUGUAGGGAAUGACAUGCAAAUAUUUUUUUUGGGAAGAUGUAAAGUUAACUAAUGUUGUGUUAAUUUAUCUCGAGACAUAUGAACUCCAGAGUUGAAUCGGUAACAUAAUGUGUAUAACAUGUAAUAAUUAUGACAUGAUUAUUGUUAUUUCGAGUUGAAGUUUUUUUUCUUGUGUAUAACUNUAUUUUCAUGCAUAUUGUUUACUGUGAUACUUGAUUGCUGUUUGAUUUUGUUUUCUCUAAAUGUUGUAUUAUUCAUUGUUAGUUGAACGCUGUUAGAUCAAAAUUGUCUGAUUGUGGUGAAUGUAUUAGGUGCUCUGACUGACUCAAAAAUGACUCUGACCUUAACCACAACUGUUUAGGAGACCACGUUUGAGGGUCCGUUGAAUUCAAUAGUCGUAGUCGAAGGUAGGACGACGGGUAGGAUUGUUUUACACAAGGAGACGUAUUAGAACCAAAGCGAAUGACGUCAUGUGUAUUACUGUGAGCUGUUUGUAAAUGAAUGCUGAAGGUCCAAGUCACUUGAAGCCAUUUAGAAACCAAUCAUAAGAAAUUUUAACGGGGAUGUUGUGUAAUGUCGGGACGACAUUGUUUUGUAAGAUGGGGGUAGUGUGGAGAGUUCGGACCACGACGGCGCCUGACGUAAUCCGUCUGACCGAAGGAUCAAGCUUGUGGAGCACGACGGACCCAAGGAUCAAACGCCUGACCAAUUACGGCCGUCUGACACCCAGACACGACCAUCCAUCUGACCAGGGCAUUUACCUGGGACGUCUAGACCGACCGAGAAAAGGGGCGGGGCAAGUACAGACCCAGGGACCUAUAAAUAGGGACGAGGGGGAGCGCGGCCGGAUGGUUAGAAAAGGGAAAGCGGCCGGACUGAGAACUAGAUAGCAGGGAGAAGUCAGAGCUGUGAGAUGAAUGAAAGUGUAAGCAAGUGACAGAGCCAAUAAAAAACACGAGUUUACUCAUCAAAUUUAUCACCGGAGUUGUUUCCUUAUUGAGUACCAGAUCUAGAUGAAGUCAGAGAGUAAGCAAGGUCCCUUACAAUAUUAAUAGCAUGGACUUAUACUUAUAACAACCGCCAUCAUUCCAUUCUCUCUUCUCUUCUGUGAUUGGUCCGUCUUCCCAAGUUCCUUACUUUAUAAAUUAUAAAUCCUAAUUUUCACCUCUCUUAACUCCUUUAACUCAACUUAUCUCUGUGACACAUAUCUUAGCACAUACCUAUGUUUGUCACUGUCGUUAAAUUCCAAUAUCUUAGCAUGUACCUAUGUAUGUCGCUGUCGUUACAUUCCCAUAUCUUAUCACGUACCUAUGUUUGUCACUGUCUUUACAUUCCCAUAUCUUAUCACGUACCUAUGUUUGUCACUGUCCUUACAUUCCCAUAUCUUAGCACAUACCUAUGUAUCUCACUGUCGUUACAUUCCCAUAUCUUCGCACAUACCUAUGUAUGUCGCUGUCGUUACAUUCCCAUAUCUUAUCACGUACCUAUGUAUGUAGCUGUCGUUACAUUCCCAUAUCUUAUCACGUACCUAUGUAUGUCGCUGUCUUUACAUUCCCAUAUCUUAGCACGUACCUAUGUAUGUCAGUGUCUUUACAUUCCCAUAUCUUAGCACAUACCUAUGUUUGUCACUGUCGUUAUAUUCCCAUAUCUUAGCAUUUACCUAUGUAUGUCACUGUCGUUACAUUCCCAUAUCUUAUCACGUACCUAUGUAUGUCGCUGUCGUUACAUUCCCAUAUCUUAUCACGUACCUAUGUAUGUAGCUGUCGUUACAUUCCCAUAUCUUAUCACGUACCUAUGUUUGUCACUGUCGUUACAUUCCUAUAUCUUAUCACGUACCUAUGUUUGUCACUGUCGUUACAUUCCCAUAUCUUAGCAUUUACCUAUGUAUGUCGCUGUCUUUACAUUCCCAUAUCUUAGCACGUACCUAUGUAUGUCAGUGUCUUUACAUUCCCAUAUCUUAGCACAUACCUAUGUUUGUCACUGUCGUUAUAUUCCCAUAUCUUAGCAUUUACCUAUGUAUGUCACUGUCGUUAAAUUCCCAUAUCUUAUCACGUACCUAUGUAUGUCAGUGUCUUUACAUUCCCAUAUCUUAGCACAUACCUAUGUUUGUCACUGUCGUUAUAUUCCCAUAUCUUAGCAUUUACCUAUGUAUGUCAGUGUCUUUACAUUCCCAUAUCUUAGCACAUACCUAUGUUUGUCACUGUCGUUACAUUCCCAUAUCUUAGCACGUACCUAUGUAUGUUGCUGUCUUUACAUUCCCAUAUUGUCACGUCUAUCUUCACUUACAGUGCACACAGAUCACACAAUGCUAAUUACUAACUAUAUAUCUAUCAACAACAGAGGCGUUGUAGAUUUCAGUGAAAGAUAGUGACUAUCAUUUAUUUUUAAUACACACUCACGAAUAAGCAAUUAUAAUCACAAAUAGAGAAUACUUAUCACAAUCAUAACCUAUUCAUUAUCUUAUCAACUAAUUAAUAUAUUAAUAGCAUGGACUUAUACUUAUAACAACCGCCAUCAUUUCAUUCUCUCUUCUCUUCUGUGAUUGGUCCGUCUUCCCAAGUUCCAUACUUUAUAAAUUAUAAAUCCUAAUUUUCACCUCUCUUAACUCCUUUAACUCAACUUAUCUCUGUGACACAUAUCUUAGCACAUACCUAUGUUUGUCACUGUCGUUACAUUCCCAUAUCUUAGCAUGUACCUAUGUAUGUCGCUGUCGUUACAUUCCCAUAUCUUAUCACGUACCUAUGUUUGUCACUGUCUUUACAUUCCCAUAUCUUAGCACAUACUUAUGUAUCUCACUGUCGCUACAUUCCCAUAUCUUAUCACAGCCCUGUGUUUGUCAUUGUUGGAUGGUGGCAGUCACAACAUGUUUUUAUUAGUUAAAAGUAAAAUACUUUGGACAUUUUGUUUUGAAAACUGGUUUCUGCAUGGAGGAAAAAUGUUUUAAUAGUAAAGAACUAUUGAACAAAAAUAUUGGCUCAAAGGAUUAAAGAAUUAUGUUAAAGCACAGCAAUAAUAUUUAACAAACUAUCGACACAAUAUUUGACUUACUUUGCGACAUCUAUUUUAAUCUCUUGGAACUAGUCCACAAUAUUCGCAGUUUGUGAUCAGCUUAGAAGGCCGGUCCCGUAGAGGGCGUUCGUCUUGUCCACUCCUGAAAAGAUUUACUUCUGGCUUCCAUCAUGAUCCUACUGUUUUCUUGACCACGUCUUGGGAAUGUUGCAUCUCGGCAGUCAAUGCGCUUGGCCAGCUCCAAAUUCAUAGUAAUACAUAAAAUUGACUCAGUUGUUUUCACCACGUCACUUGAAUUAUCUUGACCGUUAGUCAGUUCUUAUCACUUAUUAACAUCUGUUGUCAAUCUUUGUGGGAAUGGUCCUUGCACGAAGGCUCGCAAUGUUGAAUUGCCGACCUUCAGACCUGAUAUAGACAUACAUUUUGUCUUCAUAAUCUCUAAAAGCUACCUAAUGGGCAUUAUAUAUUAACCAGUACUUCUUCAAAAUGUGUCUCUCAACGGAGAAAAAGCUGGGUACAACCUUGCCUCGCCAUAUAGUCAGCUCUAUCUUUUUGUGGGUUAUUUCGAGUCUCCAGGGAUCCACUGAAUGACCACUUUGUUUUCAUGUCACGUGUAUGUCUCGUAUGAGCCCAUAUUGGCUCCAUAUACGUUUCAAAUGUAUGAAAUUUGGCUGCAUUUUUUCUUACUUUUUGGGAUUCGACUGCUUAUCCCUGUGCGGGACUAAAUGAGGUGGGAAGAAGUCAUCGGGUCGUGAUCUCUAUUGAAUCAUAUGCAAUUUUCCCCAGUUUCAUGCUAGGUAGGCUACUCUCCCAUAAGUAGACUGCAUCCAUAAAGGAAGGACUUUAAGUCUAGUCCUCUUUGCGCAGUGAUUUUGAAAAAGGGUUUGGUCUUUCCAUUCGACAGUAACGCUCCACUGGUCGUUAAGAUGGCUUUGUCCCUCUUGAUGUUGAGUGGCUCCACUGGUCGUUAAGAUGGCUUUGUCCCUCUCGAUGUUGAGUGGCUCUAUUGGUCAUUAAGAUGGCUUUGUCCCUCCUGAUGUUGAGUGGCUCUAUUGGUCGUUAAGAUGGCUUCGUCCCUCUUGAUGUUGAUUGGCUCCACUGGUCGUUAAAAUGGCUUUGUCCCUCUUAAUGGUUAGUGGCUCGACUGGUCGUUAAGAUGGCUUUGUCCAUCUCGAUGUUGAGUGGCUCUAUUGGUCCUUAAGAUGGCUUUGUCCCUCCUGAUGUUGAGUGGCUCUUUUGGUCGUUGAGAUAGCUUUGUCCCUCUUGAUGUUGAGUGGCUCCACUGGUCGUUAAGAUGGCUUUGUCUUUCCUGAUGUUGAGUUGCUCCACUGGUCGUUAAGAUGGCUUUGUCCCUCCUGAUGGUGAGUGGCUCCACUGGUCGUUAAGAUGGCUUUGUCCCUUCUGAUGUUGAGUGGCUCCACUGGUCGUUAAGAUGGCUUUGUCCUUCUUGAAGUUGAGUGGCUCCACUGGUCGUCUAGAUGGUCUUGUAGCUCAUGAUGUUGAGUGGCUCCACUGGUGGUUAAGAUGGCUUUGUCCCUCUUGAUGUAGAGUUGCUCCAAUGGUCGUUAAGAUUGCUUCGUCCCUCCUGAUGUUGAGUGGCUCCAUUGGUCGUUACGAUGGCUUUGUCCCUCCUGAUGUUGAGUGGCUCCACUGGUCGUUAAGAUGGCUUUGUCCCUCCUGAUGUUGAGUGGCUCCACUGGUUGUUAAGAUUGCUUCGUCCCUCCUGAUGUUAAGUGGCUCCACUGGUCGUUAAGAUGGCUUUGUUCCUCCUGAUGUUGAGUGGCUCCACUGGUCGUUAAGAUGGCUUUGUCCCUUCUGAUGUUGAGUGGCUCCACUGGUCGUUAAGAUGGCUUUGUCCCUCUUGAUGUUGAGUGGCUCCACUGGUCGUCUAGAUGGUCUUGUAGCUCAUGAUGUUGAUUGGCUCCACUGGUGGUUAAGAUGGCUUUGUCCCUCUUGAUGUAGAGUUGUUCUAAUGGUCGUUAAGAUAGCUUUGUCCCUCCUGAUGUUGAGUGGCUCCAUUGGUCGUUAAGAUGUCUUUGUCCCUCCUGAUGUUGAGUGGUUCCACUGGCCGUUAAGAUGGCUUUGUCCCUCCUGAUGUUGAGUGGCUCCACUGGUCAUUUAGAUGGCUUUGUCCCUCUUGAUGGUGAGUGGCUCCACUGGUCGUUAAGAUGGCUUUGUCUCUCUUGAUGCUGAGGGGAUGCACUGGUCGUUAAGGUUGCUUUGUCCCUCUGAUGUUGAGUUGCUCCACUGCUCGUUAAUAUGACUUUGUCCCUCCUGAUGUUGAGUGGUUCCGAUGCUCAUUAAUAUUACUUUGUCCCUCCUGAUUUUGAGUGGCUCCACUGGUCGUUUAGAUGGAUUUGUCCUUCUUGACGUUGAGUGGCUCUAUCGGUCGUUAAGAUUGCAUCGUCCCUCUUGAUGUUGAGUGGCUCCACUGGACAUUAACAUUGCUUUGUACCUCCCGAUGUUGAGUGGCUCUAUUGGUCAUUAAGAUGGCUUUGUCCCUCCUGGUGUUUCGUGGCUCAAAUGGUCGUUAAGAUGGCUUUGUCCCUCUUGAUGUUGAGUGGCUCCAAUGGUCAUUAAGAUGGCUUUGUCCUUCCUGAUGUUUCGUGGCUCAAAUGGUCGUUAAGAUGGCUUUGUCCCUCUUGAUGUUGAGUGGCUCCAAUGGUCGUUAAGAUGGCUUUGUCCCUCCUGAUGUUUCGUGGCUCAAAUUGUCGUUAAGAUGGCUUUGUCCCUCCUGAUGUUGAGAUGCUCGACUGAUCGAUUACAUGGCUUUGUCCCUCCUGAUGUUGAAUGGCUCCACUGGUCAUUAAGAUGGCUUUGUACCUCCUGAUGUUGAGUGGCUCCACUGCUCGUUAAAAUGAUUUUGUCCCUCCUGAUUUCGAGUGGCUCCACUGGUCGUUUAGAUGGCUUUGUCCUUCUUAAUGUUAGUGGCUCCACUAGACUUUAGAUGGCCUUGUCCAUCCUGAUGUUAAUUGUGGCUCCACUGGUCGUUUAAGUGGCUUUGUCCCUCUUGAUAUUGAGUGGCUCCACUGGCCGUUUAGAUAUGUUUGUACCACUUAAUGUUGAUUGGCUCCACUGGUCGUUAAGCUGGCUUUGUCCCUCUUGAUAUUGAGUGGCUCCACUGGUCGUUUAGAUGUCUUUGUCCCUCUCAAUAUUGAGUGGCUGCACUUGUUGUUAAGGUGGUUUUGUCCCUCCUGAUGUUGAUUGGCUCCACUGCUCGUUAAUAUGACUUUGUCCCUCCUGAUUUUGAGUUGCUCUACUGGUCGUUUAGAUGGCUUUGUCUUUCUUAAUGUUGAGUGGCUACACUGGACUUUAGAUGGCUUUGUACCUCCUGAUGUUAAGUGUCUCUCCACUGGUCGUUUAGGUGGCUUUUUCCCUCUUGAUAUUGAGUGGCUCCACUGGUCGUUUAGAUAACUUUGUACCACUUAAUGUUGAUUGGCUCCACUGGUCGUUAAGAUUGUUUUGUCCCUCUUGAUGUUGAGUGGCUCCACUGGUCGUUAAGAUCGCUUUGUCCCUCCUGAUGUUGAUUGGCUCCACUGGUGGUUAAGAUGGCUUUGUCCCUCUUGAUGUAGCGUUGCUCCAAUGGUCGUUAAGGUGGCUUUGUCUCUCUUGAUGUUGAGUGGCUCCACUGAUCAUUUAGAUGGCUUUGUCCCUCUUGAUGUUGAGUGGUUCUACGUCUGACGAAUUUACACAGCUGACGUGAGUGUGGCACCCAACGUCCCACAUACGGCCCUUACAGCUAGGUUCUAUAUCCGGUUCAGUCCAUUUAGGUUCGUUUGGCUUGCAAAGGCCUUGAUCGGGAGGCUUUAGUCCACUACUCCUCUCACAUUCCUGAGAUAUAACGUACUUAGGAGGCUUGCAUCAGCACCGUUCAGUCCUAGCCGGUUUCUUUACCUGACUGAUUUUAGACCUGGCACGAGCGAUUAUUUAUCUGAUGUUUCUGGUCAAGCUUAACUCCCAGAUAAGCAGUUGUUUUUUUAAAUUCUACUUUAGAGUCUGUCCUUCCGUUCGCCAGGUUGAGGUUUUCACAUGUAUUCUCCCUCUAGACUUUUUCGCUUUGAGGAUUUCUGCAAGCUCUUUGGCCUUAAGUAGUUGGACGCUCCUCAGUGUGAAGGUGUUUUCUUUCUGGCCACCUUCUUUCGUUCGUUUGCUCUCUCCUCUACGAGCACCUGUAGAUUUUUGUUCCAAUAAAUUCUCGAAAUUACUCUUCUUGCCUCCUCGAGAAUCUUGGCUAUAAAGAGUUUAUAUUAAACAUGUCGUCUGGUAUUUUGGCAUGGACUGCCGCUAGAGCUUUGGUCUUUGUUUUGAUUCUAAGCGAGUUCGUAUUCAGAAACUGACAGUUUCUUUUAAGUAAACUUGCCUUGGUGCUAGUUUGCAAAAUUCUUGGGAGUAUAGUAUUGUCGUUGAUGCAGAUCUGCUUUAGGCCAACAAGACUAAGUUUAGUCCGCUGGAAUUAGCGUCAAAUAUAACCGGGACUCCAUACUAUGUGCCCCCCCCCACUAUGAAGUUAUGUGGCUACACUUUUUUCGACUUGAAGCAGGAGGAGGAGGAGGAGGAGGAGGAGGUCUAAAUCGAGGCAAAAUCCUCAACGCUGGCAUGCAGACGCUUUACAUUCAUGUAUAGCCCCAGUCACGUGAUUGGGCGAUUAAAAUCACCCGCCAGUACUGUCCUUUGAAAUCAAUAUUAUCACCGAGAGGUAAGCUGAUAGGAUUACUCGGUUUACUCUAUACCUUUAUAAUCACAAUAGAUUGUUUUUUUUUUGUUCUUUUUGUGUUCACUCGAAUGGUGAUGGUUUGUGCACCUUGGAAUUAGUUAACCUCAAGCAUUUCUAUCUGGAGCUCAUUUUUUCCGCAAUGGCCAGACCUCUGCAUUGUUUAGAUUAGGAGUAGUACAGCUUGUGUCCACGUCCAAUUUGUGGAACAGCCUGGUGGUUUCCGCUUCCCUUUGUCUCACGUUCAGUAGUACUAUUGAUGGGUAAGGUGGGUGCCCAUUACCACCACACAUUUCCUGCCCUGUCAUUUUAUCACACGUCAACUUGACCCCCGACAAUGACGUAAGAGGGGAUUGGAUCCCCAACACAGGAACAGUUGUCUUGUCCAUCUUUCCAACCCAGGAACACUUAAUCGUGUCCAUCUUAGCCCGUCCAACGAAGAAGGCACUGACUGAGUUGCCACCUCCAAUAAAGGUUGUAUAAUCGUACUUGCCAUCGUGCUAAGAGUCUGGGAAGUCCUGCUUCCACCCAUUAGGAAUUAGGUGUUGCGUCGCCUCAUCCCUUCUCCAAAGAAGUCCUUCUGUAGGACAUUUCGCAUAGCAUGCCGGUUUCGUUUAGCCUUUUAUUGGCUGAUUCCACGAUACUGUUCCACUGCGCCACGUAGAGGCAAAACCCAUCCACAAUCUAGGCCAACUAGAAACUUCCGGCAUAGUAUAUUCUUUUAUUAAGAAACACUGCUAUUUAAGUAAGCUAAAGACAUCACCUCCAUUUUAGUUUCUUGUAUAAAACAUUCUAUUAAGACCUAAUAAUUACAUCAAAUAUUUAUAUUUACUAUGUAGGCUUAAUUUUAGAUAUAAUAUUUAUUACAUACCAUUUAGACCUAAUAUUUAGACGUACGAGUUAGACCAUCUAUGUAUAUAUACCACUUACACAUAAUAUUUAGAUUUCUAAGUAUACAUACACUUUUGAAAAAAUGUACUAUUUAGGCAAAAUAGUUAGAUCUACUCCUUAGACAUACUUUUUAGGCCUACUUAUUAGACCAACUAUUUAAACCUACCACUUUGACCAUGUAUUGACUGUUUCCUUAAAGACUCAACCACAUUUUGAUGGGAGUGCUAUACUUACUUAAAGCUAAACAAUUUAAAUAUCGACGGAUUGAAUUCUGCUUUUAAGCUAGGACCAAGGUGUUUAAUUAUUACAAUUUGAACAAAUGGCCAAUUUGGAAUAUAAGGUUUGGGUUUCAAGUUGCUCAUUUAGUUUUUGAAAAUUAAUUUUUUUUGUUGCUUUGAUUGAGAGUUGAGAUCACAAUUGAUUAGUUUCUUUGUUGUUGUUUUUUUUAUUUUGAUUGUUGCCUUGUAGCACACGAGAGAAUCAUGUUGACAGGGGCCACACUCAUGAUGCUGUUGCUGUCAGUCGCCGGUCAGGACAAUCACGGCUGUAACUUUAUUUCUAAAUUGAAGUGCUUCAGAAUUUUUCCCCAACAAAGUUUCCAUAAGAUCUGCCCGCCAGGUUUCCUGGUAGCCGCUUAUCAACUCUUUCAAUACCCCGAAUACAAGGAAAUAAAGGGCAAGGUCACCGUGAUCACGUGUCUUUCUUCUGGCAAAAGCGAGGACUGUAGAAUGAGCGGUAAGUCAUUUCAUUAUUAAAUUAGCGGAAUAUCAUUUAAUCAAUGCAGGACUGGUUAAUCAUUUAAUGAAUUGCAAGUAAUUUAAUCUUUCAGCGAGAUGUAAGUCAUUUAAUCUUUCAGCGAGAAGUAAGUCAUUUAAUCACUGAACGAGCGGUAAUUCAUGAAACCAUUAAAAGAUCAGUGGGGCAUUUAAUCAUUAAAUAAUCAUUAAUUCAUUUAAUCACUGAAUGAAUGGUAGUUAUUUAAUCAUUGAAACAUCGUUUAGUCAUUUAAUUUUUGAAUUUAUCAGUAAAUAUUUAAUCAUACAACAAGCGGUAACCCAUUUAAUCAUAUAAUGAGCGGUAAAGCCAUUAAUCAUACAUUAUGUUGUAAGUCAUUUAGUCAUUGAAAGAGCGAUAAAUCAUUUAAUCAUUGAAAGAGAAGAAAGUCAUUUCAUCAUGGAAUUAGGGGUAAAUCAUUCAAACCAAUAAAUGAGUGGAAAGUUAUUUAAUCAUUCAAUGAUCGGUAAGUAAUUUAAUAUUUGAAUUAGUGAUUAGUUAUUUAAUCAUUAAGUGAUAAUUAAGUCAUUUAAUCAUUCAAUGAGUGAUAAGUCAUUUUAUCAUUAAAGAAGCAGUAAUUCUUUUAAUCAUUGAAUCAAUGGUAAGUCAUUUAAUCAUUCAAGAAUCGGUAAGUAAUUUAAUCAUUUAAAGAGCAUUAAGUUAUUUAAUCAUUCUACAAGCUAUUAUAUAAUAGACAUAUUCUUGUGUGGGUACUGAGAUUAUUAAUCCGGCUAGGACAUUUGCUACCAGCUCCAUCUGUUGGGCUGAGCAAUGUAACAUUUUCCUCACGUAGACUUUCCCACCGCCCUUACUUUCCGGAAAAUAUAUAUUGAGGGGCAUUCGGUCAAUAGUUACGCUAGUGUCUCCAGGACCAGGCUGCAAUGCCUGCUAGUAUGGUCACGGUUGUAAUCUAGCUUUUAGAAAUAUGCACCCAUGGGACACUGCCCUUUGCGCAUCUGCGUCACUAGAUGCUUUCAACCUAACCCCCACCAGGGAUCCUUUAUGCUAGGAGGAAGCAAUUCAGCGUAACCGCCCCUGGUGGUGGUGUUCUCUGCCCAUUGUCUGUGACAGUUUGUCGUCCAGUCAGUUUUUGAUUCCUGUUAAAGACUUGAAUGUAUAGUGUGAUGGCGUGUUUUUCUGUGUUUUUUUUUGGAGAGUAUUUGGGUAGAUAUUGUUAUUAAAUGUUUGAUAUUUUUGUGACGUAUUGAACGAAAGGAAAAUGACGUUUUAGUGUGUUGUAGUGUCUUUCUUGGAGUUAGCAGUUGAGAUUUAAUGAAUAAACGUUUCUUAUUUUAAUAUUUAAUGAUCAAUUGUUUGUGAAGUGGAGAAAUUAAACCCCUAGACAGAACAAAGCCAUCGAACCUUUGGGAAGAAUCAGGCUCUUAAUAAUUCCCACUUAAGUUGCUAGUACAGAAGGCUGAUGCUGGGAAGUCCCGGUCUCUGCCAGAGAAUCUGCCUUUUAAUUGCCACUGACGUUAUGCCAUCUGUACCUCUCGAUAGUACUUAAAAUUGCCUUCUUAUUUCUAAUGGUUCUCUAGCCAAGACCUCUACAGCAGCUGUGGGUGCCAAGACCUCUACAGCAGCUGUGGGUGCCAAGACCUCUACAGCAGCUGUGGAUGCCAAGACCUCUACAGCAGCUGUGGGUGCCAAGACCUCUACAGCAGCUGUGGGUGCCAAGACCUCUACAGCAGCUGUGGGUGCCAAGACCUCUACAGCAGCUGUGGGUGCCAAGACCUCUACAGCAGCUGUGGGUGUCAAGACCUCUACAGCAGCUGUGGGUGUCAAGACCUCUACAGCAGCUGUGGGUUUCAUUCUGAAUGCAUCACAGAUACAUUUGAAAAUCUUGUUCUGGAUUCGGAUCAUUUUUUCCAGAGCGGUCUUGCUUACAAAGGAUUGGAAUGGCAUGAUAUAAUCCAUGACUGACCUUACAAGGGCCUUGAAAUAGAGCUCUAAGUCUACUUCCUCCUGCUUUUGCAAGCUAGGGGUCACAAACCGGGAUCCAACUCUCGAAAGUACCGGGAUAUUGGACUGUAACGGAUGCUUGUAAAUACCGGGAUUGGAUCCAUGAGCCCAGGGAUUUUCGCAUCUUCCAGUAUUUCCUUGUCAAAAAUAUAUAUCGCUUUUCUUUGUUUUGAUGUCGUUGUUAAAGUAAGACAUAACACAUAUAUGUAUGUGAUGUGCGAUGUGCGAUGUGCGAACACCUGACGGCACGUGUCUCAAGUUCAAAUACAGACGACCGACGGACAAGAUAUGUGUACUGUGUUUCAUUGGUAAAGAAGCAGAGCGUUCUGAUGAGUUUUUUUUAAAUAUUUUUUUUAUAUCGUGCGUGUAUAAGUGUAUAAACAUAGCUUGUACGUGGAGACGUAAAGCACCGAAUCCUAAAUAUGAAAAAUACAUGAAACUAAUGGAAACAAAGACAUCAUAUUUAUAUCAUUUCUUGAAACCUACUGACAAUCUUUCAGUCUUAUAUAUUCUAGUGUCUAUGGUUAUUUCCUUUUUAUUUUACUUUAGCAGUUUAAAUAGUUUACAUAUUUUUAAUAAUUUUAAAGCGCUUAGAGCUGUAAGGUAAGCGCUAUAAAAAAAUACCUAAAUAAAUAAAUACAUAAAUACAUUCGAUGUAACAAUACACUUAUUAUACUGUCUUGAAAGAUAACGCCGGUGUCGGUUCCGGUACUCAAAGAGCAUCGUAUUCUAUGGCACCUUGUUCAACAUCGAUUUCCAUGGCGUCUUGUUCAGCAUCGAUUUCUAUGGCAUCUUGUUCUAAAUUGACGCUGACACAGAAGAAAAAAUCAAGAAAAAAACACAUUAAAGGACAAUUUUUAAGUUCAAGCAGUAUAGCCUAAACAAUUUCUAGUAUGAAAGCUUUAGGUGUUCCUCCAUUCAGUUUGCUCAUUGCUUUUAAUGAUUUAAUACGAACCAUGAAGCAAUGUGGCAACCAUUUGCCUGCACCCUCUAAUUCAAUUAAAAACAUGGCGAUAAAGUUUGAUUAAUAAACUUCGUAAGUUGAAAACAGAAAGUAUUUAACUGUAUCUGACACUGGAUGAAUGGAAGAGUUUAGCUGUGUCUGACACUGGAUGAAUGGAAGAGUUUAAUUGUCUCUGACAAUGGAUGAAUGGAAGAGUUGAGCUGUCUCUGACACUGGAUGAAUGGAAGAGUUGAGCUGUCUCUGACACUGGAUGAAUGGAAGAGUUGAUCUGUCUCUGACACUGGAUGAAUGGAAGAGUUUAGCUGUCUCUGACACUGGAUGAAUGGAAAAGUUGAGCUGUCUCUGGCACUGGAUGAAUGGAAGAGUUGAGCUGUCUCUGACACUGGAUGAAUGGAAGAGUUGAGCUGUCUCUGACACUGUAUGAAUGGAAGAGUUGAGCUGUCUCUGACACUGGAUGAAUGGAAGAGUUGAGCUGUCUCUGACACUGGAUGAAUGGAAGAGUUGAGCUGUCUCUAACACUGGAUAAAUGGAAGAGUUGAGCUGUCUCUAACACUGGAUGAAUGGAAGAGUUGAGCUUUCUCUGACACUUGAUGAAUGGAAGAGUUGAGCUGUCUCUGACACUGUAUGAAUGGAUUAGUUUAGCUGUCUCUGACACUGGAUGAAUGGAAGAGUUGAGCUGUCUCUAACACUGGAUAAAUGGAAGAGUUGAGCUGUCUCUAACACUGGAUGAAUGGAAGAGUUGAGCUUUCUCUGACACUGGAUGAAUGGAAGAGUUGAGCUGUCUCUGACACUGGAUGAAUGGAUUAGUUUAGCUGUCUGUGACACUGGAUGAAUGGAAGAGUUUAGCUGUCUCUGAAACUGGAUGAAUGGAAGAGUUGAGCUGUCUCUGACACUGGAUGAAUGGAAGUGUUUAGCUGUUUCUGAAACUGGAUGAAUGGAAGAGUUGAGCUGUCUCUGACACUGGAUGAAUGGAAGAGUUGAGCUGUCUCUGACACUGGAUGAAUGGAAGUGUUUAGCUGUUUCUGACACUGGAUGAAUGGAAGAGUUGAGCUGUCUCUGACACUGGAUGAAUGGAAGAGUUUGGAAAAUCUUUAUUUGAUAAAAGUGAACAUUCAUAGUCCUGUGUUAACCAAUCUUGGCCUGGUAAGGGUGAUUUGCAGCAUAUCGGCCAGGGCCUGGUCAGGGUGAUUGGCAGCAUGCCGGCCAGGGCCUGGUCAGGGUGAUUGACAGCAUGUCGACCAGGGCCUGGUAAGGGUGAUUGGCAUCAUGCCAGCCAUGCCUGGUAAGGGUGAUUGACAGCAUAUCGGCCAGAACAUAUUGACAUUUGUUGAAAAAAGACAGGCUAUCCACUUUUGAUAUAUCAUUGAAAGAUGAUAACGUCUGCAUAGCUACUGAAGUUUUCAGUGUGAUGACCAAAUUAGGACGUGAAGCAGCGCGAACUUGGUGCCUCCCUGAAGCGCCAGAUUGAAGAGUGCAGAUUUUUGGUAGCUUCAACAUUGAAACACUUCAUUACUCUAAGACGUACUGUGAUUCGUAAAAUAACUAUGUGUACGUAGUUCCAAGACCCGGUUGCGACCAGAUGUGAAAACAAAUUGUGGACAUACAAAAGCUUGGUCAAACAGCGCUUGUCUAUUUGGAAAUUUUUAUUGACAAAGAGAAUGAAUAUCUUGGAUUUAAGCAUGACGCACCUGAAGAUACACUGUCUCUAAAGAGGCAAAUUUAAAUUGAAAUACAAAAGAAACUCCAGCUGGGAAUAAUACUUCCAGACCAAAAAACGGAGACAAUGAUACAUUGGUCAAAAUAGAGAUGGCUUUAUUUAAAUUUGUCGGUUCAAAAGGAAAAUAUCUAGACUUGCGUAAAAAAAAGUUUAUUCCUCCAACCAGUGUGCAGUCUGAGCGUGUGUUCUCCUCUUCAGUUUUCUUUUGUCGCCAUUCCCUGUCAAAAUCAAACUGUCAAAAUCAAAUCAUUGACAUUUUGUCAUUUCUACCAUCUCAUUAUUUAAAUUUGACCAAAUAUUAAAACAAAACAAUUUUUUUUUUUUUAAAUUUGUUUAAUCAACGUUUUAAUUGAAAUAGCUCAGAAUGCUCAAGUUAUAUUUCCGUGUUAGUGUUAAAAGCUUAGUAAACCUCAAAAUGUGAGAUUUUAUCUGUAUGUAUUUAGUUCAUUUACAAAUCGUUAUCUAGGACCUCAUUGAAAAAAUAUCUGUAUAUUGAAAGUAUAGAAAAUAUUGUGAUUCCGGUAUCGUAAAACUUCAAUAUCGAAAAUAACGGUUUUGGUGAAAGCGACCCAUAUUGCGACCUCUGGUGCAAGCCACAUUUUUUUUUACAAAGUUGAGCUUUACGGUUGACACCGAGCAGAGGUCUUGAACAAAAUUAUAUAUUUGCAACUUUGAUCGAAUUUGACCCAAGGGGUAAACCUUUUGCUUGCCCCAUUCAACGAGCUUAAUCGAAUAAUAAUUGGCUAAAACAUGACUGGCAUAAUGAUGUUAAUGAAACAAUGGUUUGAUCUUAAUGGAAUGACAGUUCCCUAUAACAUGACUGUCAUAAACAUAUUAAUUUAAUAACAGUAGGCUAAGACACUUUUAUUUUCACUUCUUCUGCUCGAAGCGGGAACGCUCUCAUGAUGCAUAUCGUUUGGCAAGGCUGCUCAUUUGGACAUUUCAUUGACACUUUAUAUUGCAGGUGCGUUAAAAUAAAUGUUCCUAAAAUUCUCUUUCGGGCCUGAAAUAAUUGUAUUCAGGGCCGGAUGUGGCCCGCGGUACUUGAGUUUGACACAUAUGAUCUAAAUAGAAUAACAAAUGGCUAACACAUGACUGGCAUAGUGAUCUUGAUGGAAUAACAAUGGGCUAAAACAUGACCGGCAUGGUGAUCUUGAUGGAAUAAAAAUGGGCUAAAACAUGACUGGCCUGAUGAUCUAAGUCACGGCAGUAAAAUUGAAUCGCUCAGUGUAAGGUUGAGGGUCUGUAACAACAUCGUAAUAAUAACUUUGUUUGUUACUUGUAGCAAAAUGUCCAUGAUUACUUAAAAUCACGAGGCCAGAACUUCAUGAAGUCGCAGCACACAGUUUAUUAAUGGAAAAUAAAAAUACACAGCAUGAAAUAAUAUCUCUAGAAAUGAGAGAAAACGUAGUUGUCAUAUUUAGAGAAAACAUAGUUGUCAUAAUGAGAGAAAACGUAGUUGUCAUAAUGAGAGAAAACGUAGUUGUCAUAUUUAGAGAAAAAGUAGUUUUCAUAAUGAGAGAAAACGUAGUUGUCAUAAUGAGAGAAAACGUAGUUUUCAUAAUGAGAUAAAACGUAGUUGUCAUAUUUAGAGUUAAAGUAGUGGUCAUAAUGAGAGAAAACGUAGUUGUCAUAUUUAGAGAAAACGUAGUUGUCAUAUUUAGAGUUAAAGUAGUGGUCAUAAUGAGAGAAAACGUAGUUGUCAUAUUUAAAGAAAACGUAGUUGUCAUAUUUAGAGAAGACGUAGUUGUCAUAUUUAGAGAAAACGUAGUUGUCAUAAUGAGAGAAAACGUAGUUGUCAUAAUGAGAGAAAACGUAGUUGUCAUAAUGAGAGAAAACGUAGUUGUCAUAUUUAGAGAAAAAGUAGUUUUCAUAAUGAGAGAAAACGUAGUUGUCAUAAUUAGAGAAAACGUAGUUUUCAUAAUGAGAGAAAACGUAGUUUUCAUAUUUAGAGAAAAAGUAGUUUUCAUAUUUAGAGAAAACGUAGUUGUCAUAUUUAGAGUUAAAGUAGUGGUCAUAAUGAGAGAAAACGUAGUUGUCAUAUUUAAAGAAAACGUAGUUGUCAUAUUUAGAGAAAACGUAGUUGUCAUAAUGAGAGAAAACGUAGUUGUCAUAUUUAGAGAAAACGUAGUUGUCAUAAUGAGAGAAAACGUAGUUGUCAUAAUGAGAGAAAACGUAGUUGUCAUAUUUAGAGAAAAAGUAGUUUUCAUAAUGAGAGAAAACGUAGUUGUCAUAAUGAGAGAAAACGUAGUUUUCAUAAUGAUAGAAAACGUAGUUUUCAUAUUUAGAGAAAACGUAGUUUUCAUAUUUAGAGAAAACGUAGUUGUCAUAUUUAAAGAAAACGUAGUUGUCAUAUUUAGAGAAGACGUAGUUGUCAUAUUUAGAGAAAACGUAGUUGUCAUAAUGAGAGAAAACGUAGUUGUCAUAUUUAGAGAAAACAUAGUUUUCAUAUUUAGAGAAAACGUAGUUGUCAUAUUUAGAGUUAAAGUAGUGGUCAUAAUGAGAGAAAACGUAGUUGUCAUAUUUAAAGAAAACGUAGUUGUCAUAUUUAGAGAAGACGUAGUUGUCAUAUAACGUUUUCAACUAAGAUCAGUUGAGUCAACAUGGAAAUGGUGUUUGAUAUACAAGAGCCAAUAAUGAAAAUACACAGACUGCCAUUUAUAAGUCGUUCACUUGCUUCUCUGCGCAUGACAUAACAUAUAUAAUUAACUUCCUGUUCACCUAAACUUAAAAAAAACAAUACAGUAUCCGAAACAAAAUUAUGAUCUCAAUAUUUGACUGGUGACAGGGCCGAACAUGAAUAUCAAUAAAACAUAGAAAGAUUUGAAUAAUAAAAACAAAAAAAAAGUAAUAUUCUGUGUCAUUGAGACUCUCAUGAUGGACUGCAAGUUAUCAUUAGUAAGAAGAAUCCUGUGGGAUGUUGUGUUAAUUUCCAUCACAGAAAAAAGGGUUCUCACACAGAUAUGUGUUACAAACCAUGCGAAAGGUUCGAGCCGCAUCUAGAAGAAACAUGAGGAUUGUUUGCAGGAAUGAAUCGAGUGAAAUGUGCAGGCCACACAGUGACGUACUUUGGCUUCAGUGUCACAUUACACGGCAGCUCUAUUAGCUCCAUCUGAAAAUUAAAAAGUGUAGUUUCUACCGAUAUGACUAAUGGGUUAGUGUAACGACGAACAUCUAAUAACUUCACAACUUUUAUUUUCACUUCUUCUGCUCGAAGCGGGAAAGCUCUCAUGAUGCUUAUCGUUUGGCCAGGCUGCUAAUUAGGACAUUUCAUUGACACUUUAUAUUGCAGGGGCGUUAAAAUAAGUUUACCUUAAUUUCAAUUUCGGGCCUGAAAUAAUUGUAUCCAGGGCCGGAUGUGGCCCGCGGAACUUGAGUUUGACACAUAUGAUCUAAAUAGAAUAACGAAUGGCUAAAGCAUGACUGGCAUGAUGAUCUUGAUGGAAUAACAAUGGCCUAACACAUGACUGUCAUGGUGAUCUUGAUGGAAUAACAAUGGGCUAAAACAUGACUGUCAUAGUGAUCUUGAUGGAAUAACAAUGGGCUAAAACAUGACUAGCAUAGUGAUUUUGAUUGAAUAACAAUGGGCUAAAACAUGACUGGCAUAGUGAUCUUGAUGGAAUUAAAAUGGGCUAAAACAUGACUGGCAUAGUGAUCUUGAUGGAAUAACAAUGGGCUAAAACAUGACUGGCAUAGUGAUCUUGAUGGAAUAACAAUGGGCUAAAACAUGACUAGCAUAGUGAUUUUGAUGGAAUAACAAUGGGCUAAAACAUGACUGGCAUAGUGAUCUUGAUGGAAUUACAAUGGGCUAAAACAUGACUGGCAUAGUGAUCUUGAUGGAAUAACAAUGGGCUAAAACAUGACUGGCAUAGUGAUCUUGAUGGAAUAACAAUGGGCUAAAACAUGACUAGCAUAGUGAUUUUGAUUGAAUAACAAUGGGCUAAAACAUGACUGGCAUAGUGAUCUUGAUGGAAUUAAAAUGGGCUAAAACAUGACUGGCAUAGUGAUCUUGAUGGAAUAACAAUGGGCUAAAACAUGACUGGCAUAGUGAUCUUGAUGGAAUAACAAUGGGCUAAAACAUGACUGGCAUAGUGAUCUUGAUGGAAUAACAAUGGGCUAAAACAUGACUGGCAUAGUGAUCUUGAUGGAAUAACAAUGGGCUAAAACAUGACUUGCAUAGUGAUUUUGAUGGAAUAAUAAUGGGCUAAAACAUGACUGGCAUAGUGAUCUUGAUGGAAUAACAAUGGGCUAAAACAUGACUGGGAUAGUAGUCUAGGUUGCUGUCCGUCUUCAAUGUCACCAUGAUCUACAUAGUCUUCUUAUUGACACUUUAAUCUACAAUGAUCCAAUGAGUCAACUUAUUGAGAACUUGAUCUGCAAUGUAUCCAAUGAGGCAAAUUACUAAGACCUUGAUAAACAAUGAAUCCAAUGAGCCAACUUACUGAGACCUUGAUCUACAAUGUAUCCAGUAAGUCAACUUACUAAGACUUUGAUCUACAAUGUAUCCAAUGAGUCAACUUAUUUGGAUCUUGAUCUACAAUGUAUCGAAUAAGUCUACUUAAUUAGACCUUGAUCUACAAUAUAAUCCAUGAGUCACCUGAAUGAGAUCUUGAUCAACUAUGAGUCCCAUGUGUCACUUUGUGUUGACCCCAAUUAGGUUUUGUUGAUUGUGAGGGAUUGAUUUAGCUUGUAAUGAACGACUCGUAAUAUCUAUCACUAAUGAAUACGACAAUGGUUACAUCAACCUACUAUGAUUUGGGAAUAUAUUUUCAACUAAUAAGACAUGGGCACAUAACUCCCACGACCAAGACAUUUAUACAUAACCCCAAAAACAUUAGUUAUUAGUUCCAACCACUAAUACAUAAGUACAUAACUCCAGCCACUAACACAUCGGCACAUAACUCCCACUACUAAACCAUGGGCACAUAACUCAAACUACUAAAACAUGGGCACAUAACUCCCACUACUAAGACAUGGGCACAUAACUCCGACUACGAAGACUUAAGUACAAAUCUCUCACAACUACUAAGACAUAUUAACAUAAAUCCCACUAAUAAGACAUGACCACAUCACUCCCGCUACUAAGACAUGGGCCCAUAACUUCCACUACUAAAACAUGGGCACAUAACUCCCACUACUAAAACAUGGGCAAAAACUCCCACUCCUAAGACAUGAGUGCAUUACUCCCACUACAAAGACAUGAGUACAUAUCUCCCAUUACUAAGACAUGUGUACUUAUCUCACACUACCUUGACAUGAGUACAUAUCUCACACUACUAAGACAUGAGUACUUAUCUCCCACUACUAAGACAGGAGUACAUAUCUCCCUCAACUAAGAAAUGAGUACAUAUCUCCCAUUAUUAAAACAUGCGUACUUAUCUCACACUACUAAGACAUGAGUACAUAUCUCACACUAUUAAAACAUGAGUACAUAUCUCCCACUAUUAAGGCAUGAGUACAUAUCUCCCACUACUAAGACACUAGUACAUAUCUCCCACUACUAAGAGAUGAGUACGUAUCUCUCACAACUACAAUAUGAGUAAAUAUCUCCACUACUAAGACAUGAUUACAUAUCACCCACUAUUAAGACAUGAGUACGUAUCUCCCACUACUAAGACAUGAUUACACAUCACCCACUAUUAAGACAUGAGUACGUAUCUCCCACUACUAAGACAUGAGUGCAUUACUCCCACUAACAAGCGGUGAGUGCAUUACUCCCACUACUAAGACAUGAGUACAUAUCUCCCACUACUAAGACAUGAGUAAAUAUAUCCCACUACUAAGACAUGAGUGAAUAUCUCCCACGACUAAGACAUAAGUACAUAUCUCCCACUACUAAGACAUGAGUACAUAUCACCUACUACUAUGACAUGGGCACAUAUCUGCCUUUAUUAAGACAUGAGUACAUAUCUCCCACUACUAAGACAUUAGUACAUAUCUCCCACUACUUAGACAUGAGUACAUAUCUCCCACUAAUAUGACAUAAGUACAUACCUCGCACUACUAAGACAUGAGUACUUAUCUCCCAAUACUAAGACAUGAGCACUUAUCUCCCAUUACUAGAACAUGAGUACAUAUCUCCCACUACUAAGACAUGAGUGCAUUACUUCCACUACUUGGACAUGAGUGGAUUACUCCUAAUACUAAGACAUGAGUGCAUUACUCCCACUACUAAGACAUGAGUAAAUAUCUCCCACUACUAAGACAUGAGUGAAUAUCUCCCACUACUAAGACAUGAGUACAUUUCUCCCAUUACUAAGUCAUGAGUACAUAUCUCCCACUACUAAGACAUGAGUACAUAUCUCCAACUAUUAAGACAUGAGUACAUAUCUCCCACUACUAAGACAUGAGUACAUAUCUCCCACUACUAAGACAUGAGUACAUAUGUCCCACUAUUAUUACAUGAGUACAUAUCUCCCACUACUAAGACAUGAGUAAUGUCUCCCACUAUUAAGACAUGAGUACAUAUCUCCCACUAUUAAAACAUGAGUACAUAUCUCCCACUACUAAGACAUGAGUACAUAUAUCCCACUAUUAAUACAUGAGUACAUAUCUCCCACUACUAAGACCUAGGUACAUAUCUCCCACUACUAAGACAUGAGUACAUAUCUCCCAAUAUUAAUACAUGAGUACAUAUCUCCCACUACUAAGACAUGAGUACAUAUCUCCCACUAUUAAUACAUGAAUACAUAUCUCCAACUACUAAGAAAUGAGUACAUAUCUCCCACUACUAAGAAAUGAGUACAUAUCUCCCACUAUUAAUACAUGAGUACAUAUCUCCCACUACUAAGACAUGAGUACAUAUCUCCCACUAUUACUACAUGGGUACAUAUCUCCCACUACUAAGACAUGAGUACAUAUCUACCAAUACGAAGACAUGAGGACUAGAUACCACGAUUACAGUAAAACUACUAAAACAUGAGGGCGUUUCUCGCACGAUUCCCGUCAUCCUUCUAUAAACAAAAUAGAAAUAUAUGCAAACAUAAAUCAACUCAAGUCUAAUGAUAAUGGGAUGUUUGUUAUUGUAAUACUUUCAAUCAACUCAAGUCUAAUGAUAAUGGGAUGUUUGUUAUUGUAAUACUUUAAAUCAACUAAAGUCUAAUGAUAAUGGAAUGUUUGUUAUUGUAAUACUUUAAAUCAACUCAAGUGUAAUGAUAAUGGGAUGUUUGUUAUUGUAAUACUUUAAAUCAACUCAAGUCUAAUGAUAAUGGAAUGUUUGUUAUUGUAAUACUUUCAAUCAACUCAAGUGUAAUGAUAAUGGGAUGUUUGUUAUUGUAAUACUUUUAAUCAACUCAAGUCUAAUGAUAAUGGGAUGUUUUUUAUUGUAAUACUCUCAAUCAACUCAAGUAUAAUGAUAGAGGGAUGUUUUUUAUUGUAAUAAUUUAAAUCAACUCAAGUGUAAUGAUAAUGGGAUGUUUUUUUAUUGUAAUACUUUAAAUCAACUCAAGUGUAAUGAUAAUGUGAUAUUUGUUAUUGUAACACUUUAAAUCAACUCAAGUGUAAUGAUAAUGGGAUGUUUGUUAUUGUAACACUUUAAAUCAACUCAAGUCUAAUGAUAAUGGGAUGUUGUUAUUGUAAUAAUUUAAAUCAACUCAAGUGUACUGAUAAUGGGAUGUUUUUUAUUGUAAUACUUUAAAUCAACUCAAGUCUAAUGAUAAUGGGAUGUUUGUUAUUGUAAUAAUUUAAAUCAACUCAAGUGUAAUGAUAAUGGAAUGUUUUUUAUUGUAACACUUUAAAUCAACUCAAGUCUAAUGAUAAUGGGAUGUUUGUUAUUGUAAUAAUUUAAAUCAACUCAAGUGUACUGAUAAUGGGAUGUUUUUUAUUGUAAUACUUUAAAUCAACUCAAGUCUAAUGAUAAUGGGAUGUUUGUUAUUGUAAUAAUUUAAAUCAACUCAAGUGUAAUGAUAAUGGAAUGUUUUUUAUUGUAAUACUUUAAAUCAUUUCAAGUCUAAUGAUAAUGGGAUGUUUGUUAUUGUAAUACUUUCAAUCAACUCAAGUGUAAUGAAAAUCUGAUAUUUGUUAUUGUAACAAUUUAAAUCAACUCAAGUCUAAUGAUAAUGGGAUGUUUGUUAUUGUAAUACUUUAAAUCAACUCAAGUGUAAUGAUAAUGGGAUGUUUGUUAUUGUAAUACUUUAAAUCAACUUAAGUCUUAUGAUAAUUGGAUGUUUGUUAUUGUAAUACUUUAAAUCAACUCAAGUGUAAUGAUAUUGGGAUGUUUGUUAUUGUAACACUUUAAAUAACUCAAGUCUAAUGAUAAUGGGAUGUUUGUUAUUGUAAUAAUUUAAAUCAACUCAAGUGUACUGAUAAUGGGAUGUUUUUUAUUGUAAUACUUAAAAUCAACUCAAGUCUAAUGAUAAUGGGAUGUUUGUUAUUGUAACACUUUAAAUCAACUCAAGUCUAAUGAUAAUGGGAUGUUUGUUAUUGUAAUACUUUAAAUCAACUCAAGUGUAAUUAUAAUGGGAUGUUUGUUAUUGUAAUAAUUUCAAUCAACUCAAGUCUUAUGAUAAUAGGAUGUUUGUUAUUGCAAUACUUUUAAUUAAAUCAAGUCUAAUAAUAAUGGGAUGUUUGUUAUUGUAAUACUUUAAAUCAACUCAAGUGUAAUGAUAAUGGGAUGUUUGUUAUUGUAAUAAUUUAAAUCAACUCAAGUCUAAUGAUAAUGGGAUGUUUGUUAUUGUAAUACUUUAAAUCAACUCAAGUGUAAUGAUAAUGGGAUGUUUGUUAUUGUAAUACUUUAAAUCAACUCAAGUCUAAUGAUAAUGGGAUGUUUGUUAUUGUAAUACUUUAAAUCAACUCAAGUGUAAUGAUAUUGGGAUGUUUGUUAUUGUAACACUUUAAAUCAACUCAAGUCUAAUGAUAAUGGGAUGUUUGUUAUUGUAAUACUUUAAAUCAACUCAAGUGUAAUGAUAUUGGGAUGUUUGUUAUUGUAACACUUUAAAUCAACUCAAGUCUAAUGAUAAUGGGAUGUUUGUUAUUGUAAUAAUUUAAAUCAACUCAAGUGUAAUGAUAAUGGGAUGUUUGUUAUUGUAAUACUUUAAAUCAACUCAAGUCUAAUGAUAAUGGGAUGUUUGUUAUUGUAAUACUUUAAAUCAACUCAAGUGUAAUGAUAUUGGGAUGUUUGUUAUUGUAACACUUUAAAUCAACUCAAGUCUAAUGAUAAUGGGAUGUUUGUUAUUGUAAUAAUUUAAAUCAACUCAAGUGUAAUGAUAAUGGGAUGUUUGUUAUUGUAAUACUUUAAAUCAACUCAAGUCUAAUGAUAAUGGGAUGUUUGUUAUUGUAAUACUUUAAAUCAACUCAAGUGUAAUGAUAUUGGGAUGUUUGUUAUUGUAACACUUUAAAUCAACUCAAGUCUAAUGAUAAUGGGAUGUUUGUUAUUGUAAUAAUUUAAAUCAACUCAAGUGUAAUGAUAAUGGGAUGUUUGUUAUUGUAAUACUUUAAAUCAACUCAAGUCUAAUGAUAAUGGGAUGUUUGUUAUUGUAAUACUUUAAAUCAACUCAAGUGUAAUGAUAAUGGGAUGUUUGUUAUUGUAAUACUUUAAAUCAACUCAAGUCUAAUGAUAAUGGGAUGUUUGUUAUUGUAAUACUUUAAAUCAACUCAAGUGUAAUGAUAAUGGGAUGUUUGUUAUUGUAACACUUUAAAUCAACUCAAGUGUAAUGAUAAUGGGAUGUUUGUUAUUGUAAUAAUUUAAAUCAACUCAAGUGUAAUGAUAAUGGAAUGUUUUUUAUUGUAAUACUUUAAAUCAACUCAAGUCUAAUGAUAAUGGGAUGUUUGUUAUUGUAAUACUUUCAAUCAACUCAAGUGUAAUGAAAAUCUGAUAUUUGUUAUUGUAACAAUUUAAUUCAACUCAACUCUAAUGAUAAUGGGAUGUUUGUUAUUGUAAUACUUUAAAUCAACUCAAGUGUAAUGAUAAUGGGAUGUUUGUUAUUGUAAUACUUUCAAUCAACUUAAGUCUUAUGAUAAUUGGAUGUUUGUUAUUGUAAUACUUUAAAUCAACUCAAGUGUAAUGAUAUUGGGAUGUUUGUUAUUGUAACACUUUAAAUCAACUCAAGUCUAAUGAUAAUGGGAUGUUUGUUAUUGUAAUAAUUUAAAUCAACUCAAGUGUACUGAUAAUGGGAUGUUUUUUAUUGUAAUACUUUAAAUCAACUCAAGUCUAAUGAUAAUGGGAUGUUUGUUAUUGUAACACUUUAAAUCAACUCAAGUGUAAUGAUAAUGAGAUGUUUGUUAUUGUUAUACUUUAAAUCAACUCAAGUCUAAUGAUAAUGGGAUGUUUGUUAUUGUAAUACUUUAAAUCAACUUAAGUCUUAUGAUAAUUGGAUGUUUAUUAUUGUAAUACUUUAAAUCAACUCAAGUUUAAUAAUAUUGGGAUGUUUGUUAUUGUAACACUUUAAAUCAACUCAAGUCUAAUGAUAAUGGGUUGUUUGUUAUUGUAAUAAUUUAAAUCAACUCAAGUGUAAUGAUAAUGGGAUGUUUUUUUAUUGUAAUACUUUAAAUCAACUCAAGUGUAAUGAUAAAGGGAUGUUUUUUAUUGUAAUAAUUUAAAUCAACUCAAGUGUAAUGAUAAUGGGAUGUUUUUUAUUGUAAUACUUUAAAUCAACUCAAAUGUAAUGAUAAUGGGAUGUUUGUUAUUGUAAUACUUUAAAUCAACUCAACUCUAAUGAUAAUGGGAUGUUUGUUUUUGUAAUACUUUCAAUCAUCUCAAGUGUAAUGAUAAUGGGAUGUUUGUUAUUGUAACACUUUAAAUCAACUCAAGUCUAAUGAUAAUGGGAUGUUUAUAAUUGUAAUACUUUAAAUCAACUCAAGUGUAAUUAUAAUGGGAUGUUUGUUAUUGUAAUAAUUUCAAUCAACUCAAGUCUUAUGAUAAUAGGAUGUUUGUUAUUGCAAUACUUUUAAUUAAAUCAAGUCUAAUAAUAAUGGGAUGUUUGUUAUUGUAAUACUUUAAAUCAACUCAAGUGUAAUGAUAAUGGGAUGUUUGUUAUUGUAAUACUUUCAAUCAACUUAAGUCUUAUGAUAAUUGGAUGUUUGUUAUUGUAAUACUUUAAAUCAACUCAAGUGUAAUGAUAUUGGGAUGUUUGUUAUUGUAACACUUUAAAUCAACUCAAGUGUAAUGAUAAUGGGAUGUUUGUUAUUGUAAUAAUUUAAAUCAACUCAAGUGUAAUGAUAAUGGAAUGUUUUUUAUUGUAAUACUUUAAAUCAACUCAAGUUUAAUAAUAUUGGGAUGUUUGUUAUUGUAACACUUUGAAUCAACUCAAGUCUAAUGAUAAUGGGUUGUUUGUUAUUGUAAUAAUUUAAAUCAACUCAAGUGUAAUGAUAAUGGGAUGUUUGUUAUUGUAAUACUUUAAAUCAACUCAAGUGUAAUGAUAAUGGGAUGUUUGUUAUUGUAAUACUUUCAAUCAACUUAAGUCUUAUGAUAAUUGGAUGUUUGUUAUUGUAAUACUUUAAAUCAACUCAAGUGUAAUGAUAUUGGGAUGUUUGUUAUUGUAACACUUUAAAUCAACUCAAGUCUAAUGAUAAUGGGAUGUUUGUUAUUGUAAUAAUUUAAAUCAACUCAAGUGUACUGAUAAUGGGAUGUUUGUAAUUGUAAUACUUUAAAUCAACUCAAGUGUAAUGAUAAUGGGAUGUUUGUUAUUGUAAUACUUUAAAUCAACUUAAGUCUUAUGAUAAUUGGAUGUUUGUUAUUGUAAUACUUUAAAUCAACUCAAGUGUAAUGAUAUUGGGAUGUUUGUUAUUGUAACACUUUAAAUCAACUCAAGUCUAAUGAUAAUGGGAUGUUUGUUAUUGUAAUACUUUAAAUCAACUCAAGUGUAAUGAUAAUGGGAUGUUUGUUAUUGUAAUACUUUAAAUCAACUCAAGUCUAAUGAUAAUGGGAUGUUUGUUAUUGUAAUACUUUAAAUCAACUCAAGUGUAAUGAUAAUGGGAUGUUUGUUAUUGUAAUACUUUAAAUCAACUCAAGUCUAAUGAUAAUGGGAUGUUUGUUAUUGUAAUACUUUAAAUCAACUCAAGUGUAAUGAUAAUGGGAUGUUUGUUAUUGUAAUACUUUAAAUCAACUCAAGUCUAAUGAUAAUGGGAUGUUUGUUAUUGUAAUACUUUAAAUCAACUCAAGUGUAAUGAUAAUGGGAUGUUUGUUAUUGUAAUACUUUAAAUCAACUCAAGUCUAAUGAUAAUGGGAUGUUUGUUAUUGUAAUACUUUAAAUCAACUCAAGUGUAAUGAUAAUGGGAUGUUUGUUAUUGUAAUACUUUAAAUCAACUCAAGUCUAAUGAUAAUGGGAUGUUUGUUAUUGUAAUACUUUAAAUCAACUCAAGUGUAAUGAUAAUGGGAUGUUUGUUAUUGUAAUACUUUAAAUCAACUCAAGUCUAAUGAUAAUGGGAUGUUUGUUAUUGUAAUACUUUAAAUCAACUCAAGUGUAAUGAUAAUGGGAUGUUUGUUAUUGUAAUACUUUAAAUCAACUCAAGUCUAAUGAUAAUGGGAUGUUUGUUAUUGUAAUACUUUAAAUCAACUCAAGUGUAAUGAUAAUGGGAUGUUUGUUAUUGUAAUACUUUAAAUCAACUCAAGUCUAAUGAUAAUGGGAUGUUUGUUAUUGUAAUACUUUAAAUCAACUCAAGUGUAAUGAUAAUGGGAUGUUUGUUAUUGUAAUACUUUAAAUCAACUCAAGUCUAAUGAUAAUGGGAUGUUUGUUAUUGUAAUACUUUAAAUCAACUCAAGUGUAAUGAUAAUGGGAUGUUUGUUAUUGUAAUACUUUAAAUCAACUCAAGUCUAAUGAUAAUGGGAUGUUUGUUAUUGUAAUACUUUAAAUCAACUCAAGUGUAAUGAUAAUGGGAUGUUUGUUAUUGUAAUACUUUAAAUCAACUCAAGUCUAAUGAUAAUGGGAUGUUUGUUAUUGUAAUACUUUAAAUCAACUCAAGUGUAAUGAUAAUGGGAUGUUUGUUAUUGUAAUACUUUAAAUCAACUCAAGUCUAAUGAUAAUGGGAUGUUUGUUAUUGUAAUACUUUAAAUCAACUCAAGUGUAAUGAUAAUGGGAUGUUUGUUAUUGUAAUACUUUAAAUCAACUCAAGUCUAAUGAUAAUGGGAUGUUUGUUAUUGUAAUACUUUAAAUCAACUCAAGUGUAAUGAUAAUGGGAUGUUUGUUAUUGUAAUACUUUAAAUCAACUCAAGUCUAAUGAUAAUGGGAUGUUUGUUAUUGUAAUACUUUAAAUCAACUCAAGUGUAAUGAUAAUGGGAUGUUUGUUAUUGUAAUACUUUAAAUCAACUCAAGUCUAAUGAUAUUGGGAUGUUUGUUAUUGUAACACUUUAAAUCAACUCAAGUGUAAUGAUAAUGGGAUGUUUGUUAUUGUAAUAAUUUAAAUCAACUCAAGUGUAAUGAUAAUGGAAUGUUUUUUAUUGUAAUACUUUAAAUCAACUCAAGUCUAAUGAUAAUGGGAUGUUUGUUAUUGUAAUACUUUCAAUCAACUCAAGUGUAAUGAAAAUCUGAUAUUUGUUAUUGUAACAAUUUAAUUCAACUCAACUCUAAUGAUAAUGGGAUGUUUGUUAUUGUAAUACUUUAAAUCAACUCAAGUGUAAUAAUAAUGGGAUGUUUGUUAUUGUAAUACUUUAAAUCAACUUAAGUCUAAUGAUAAUGGGAUGUUUGUUAUUUUAAUACUUUCAAUCGCAUAUUCCGCCUAGGCCUUAAUAAAGAUGCACGUCAAUGAAGUAAACACAUUCCUUAAUCAAAGUGCUUCUUUUUUUCUGGAAAACAUACAUCUGUUCCAAUGAUAAACUACACAUGUAUUGAAACAACCUUUAAACAUAGAAAAUACAAUGAGCAUUUGGAUUUCGUGGAGCUCCUAGAAGUUUAUUUCCAAGCAUUGUAACCAGCCCUCGUAUUUUCACAGGUCCCUUGAACAGUUUUGGCGAGUCGUUCGACUUCAAGUGCCAUGCAGGCGCAGCCAUGACAGCCGUACACUACAACUACGACAAUGAUGCAGAAGACGGCAUAUUCAUGGUCGAGUGCUGUAAGAUUACAGGCAAGACGGUGACCAACUGUGAGCGGUGGGAAGAGAAUACGUACAUGUCCCAGUACAUGCUUGCCUCUACAGCGGCUUAUAGAUAUGGAUUCCAACACCCAGCGAUCAGCGGUUUUUCUUCGAAACCCUUAAUAGGUCAUAAUUAUAAAACACGUGAAUUCAUCCUUGACAUGUGCUUUUUAAAAUAAUUAUUAUUGAACGCACACAAUCUGAAUUGUGUGCAUGGCAAUUUUAUUUUUAAUUACUAAAUCCUAAUGAAGCUUGGAAAAUGAGACUUUCUCCAUUGUAAUGAAAUACAAAUAAAUUUC